AUGGAAAAAGGGAAAGGUCGAAAGUGGGCAGUUGAUUUCACAGACAAUUCAUUGACGCCCUCCUCCUGUGACAUUCCAGAUCCUCCUGGCUUCACUCGUGCUUCUCAUGAUCAAGAAGAUUCCAGUAUGAGUCGUCAACAGAAAGAUGUUGAAGCAAACUGGAAGUCUCAAAAAGCAUGGGAAGAGGCCCAAGCCCCUUUCAAGCAGCUGCAUAUGAUGGCGUUUAUGAUGUGGAUGUCUGGAAGCACGGUCCAUUUGUUUAGCAUUGGCAUUACGUUUUCAGCUCUUUGGCAGCCAUUAAGUGCUCUUCAAGGAGUUGGGAAGGUUUUUGAACCUUUCAAGGAUAAUAACAAAGUAGACCUUCUUGCACCCAAAUUGUUAUUCAUUGCCCUGAAUUUAGGACGUAUGUUGCUUGGUGUAUGGAAGUUAAACACACUAGGGCUUCUUCCAAUUCAUGCUUCUGAUUGGGUUUCAUCUUUACCACCUGCUCAUGAGAUCGAAUUUUCAAGUGGAGGUAUUAAUCUGCAUUAA
Lactuca sativa (garden lettuce) is the source of this 531-nucleotide messenger RNA. RefSeq lists its product as uncharacterized. NCBI's taxonomy places the organism in Eukaryota, Viridiplantae, Streptophyta, Magnoliopsida, Asterales, Asteraceae. The record is from RefSeq and is a predicted model, not a curated record.